Messenger RNA from Klebsormidium nitens, 2323 nucleotides. NCBI's taxonomy places the organism in Eukaryota, Viridiplantae, Streptophyta, Klebsormidiophyceae, Klebsormidiales, Klebsormidiaceae. The record is from the annotation of a GenBank genome assembly.
UGGGAGUUGACGUCCGGCCGGGCGCGCCGCCCUUCAGUGCAUGCCGUCUCGCGGCCGCCCCUUGUGGUCAAGCGCAGAAAGUUGCUGUCAAUGCUGAUUCCUGCGCUGGCUUUUUCUAGGAUAGCUGCCUGCUAAUACAAGAGAAGGCGUGCUGAUGGUUAACAUCAAGCUUGCUUGCUCAAGCUAUCCUGAAAACCCAAGGCAACGAGGAGCAGGGCAUAUGCAAGGAGCCUUGCAGCAGCAGACCCUUAGGCAUGAGAAGGUGGUAUUUCUCAGAAAGUAUCUUCAAGUUCUAGAUGUUUGAUUAGUGGCAAAGCUAGCUGAUUGAGAAUUGCCAUGAAAGGACAAAAUCUUGCAACAUUCAAAUUGACAUAGAGUUGACAAAGAGGAAACAUGGGGAGGGCUUUCAAGUUUGUGGUACUAGGAGGUGGCAAUGCAGCAGGAUAUGCUGCUCAUGAGUUUAUUAAGCGAGGGAUUGGGCCGGGAGAGCUGUGCAUCAUCUCUGAAGAACCGGUGGCACCAUAUGAGCGCCCCGCCCUCAGCAAAGGCUAUCUGCUUCCCGAAGGCGCUGUCCGUCUUCCAGCCUUCCACACCUGCGUCGCAAUAGGUCAUGAGCGCCAAGUCCGGGCCUGGUACCAAGACCAUGGGAUUGAGCUGCUCUUGAACACGCGGGUGACCAGUGCGGACGUUAAGAAGCGCGCCUUGACGACACAGUCUGGGGAGACGAUAACGUACAAGACAAUGAUCGUCGCAACUGGUGCAAGGGUCUUGCGCUUGGAAGAGUUUGGCGUGACCGGCGCCGAUGCGUCGAACAUCUGUUACCUGCGAGACAUCCGCGAUGCCGCCUUCCUAGUGGAUGCCAUGCGCCCGGGUCAGGGCAUGAAGGCUGUCGUCAUCGGCGGGGGCUACAUUGGCAUGGAGUGCACGGCUGCGCUGGUGGCUAAUAAGCUGGACGUCACCAUGGUGUACCCAGAGCCGCACUGCAUGGCCCGACUCUUCACUCCCGAGAUUGCUCAGUUCUAUGAGGACCGGUACCGGAAGAAGGGGGUCAAGUUUGUAAAAGGAACGGUCAUGGCCGCCUUUGAGAAGAGUUCGUCGGGAAAGGUAGCCGCGGUGAUCCUAAAAGACGGGACGCGCCUCCCGGCGGACCUGGUGGUGGUCGGGGUGGGCAUCCGGGCCAACACGGCGCUCUUCGAGGGCCAGCUGGCGAUCGAAAAAGGCGGCAUUAAGGUGGACUCCAAGUUCCGGACGAGCGUCAGCACCGUGUAUGCCGUCGGGGACGUGGCGGCCUUUCCCGUGAAGCUUUAUGGGGACAUCCGCAGGCUGGAGCACGUGGACCACGCGCGCAAGUCUGCCCGCCACGCCGUGUCCGCCAUCCUCUCGGGCGACACCACCAAGGACUACGACUACCUGCCCUUCUUCUACUCCCGGGUCUUCAACCUCUCCUGGCAGUUUUACGGGGACAACGUCGGGAAGUGCGUCCUUUUCGGGGACCAGUCAAGAGGGAAGUUCGGCGCGUACUGGAUCGACGAACGGAACGCCGUGGUCGGCACGUUUUUGGAAGGGGGCAGCAGUGAAGAUUACACGGCGAUGGCGCGGGUCGCGCGGGUCCGCCCGGAGGCUCCCCCCGACCUGGCUGAUCUCGGGUUGAGUUUCGCGACCAAGCUGCCGGCAGGGGAGCUCUCGCAGAGUUCGGCGGCCGGGAAGGUGCUGAGCAUCAUCGAAGACCCGUACACGUGGCAGAUUGGGACGUCACUGGCGCUGGUUGUUGGGGUCGCAGCAGUAGCGUACUGGCACCAUCGGCGAAGGAAGAAGCUAUUGUGAUGGCGUGGCUAAGAUGCGCAAGAACGCACUAUUGUACAUAAUAUUGCUAACAACCUUAUAGCAGAGGCAGUAGCCGGUACCAUAGAGUUCUUGGAGGCUACUGAUUAUGCUAAACUUCGGCCGGCGCUGGAUUAAGGGGAGGGAGUCGGUGAAGCUUGUACUUGAUUCGAUUAAAGGACGUACGAGGAUCAAAAUCAAAGUUAAAAUCACAGAGCUCUGCCAAUGUCGACUAUAUCUGUAUAUGGUUAUAAGGUUCUGGAUAGCGAGGUACGGGUCACUUAGAUACUAGUCACGAACUCACUUAGAUACUAGUCACGAACUCGUACAACACUGAAUGCACGAGAGAGACACGGAGUAUUUGUAUCGUACUCGAUCUGAGACCAAACACGCAGGGACGCCCGAUCCUGCUGGCCCGUUGACAUACUCCGACGCAGUCACUUCUCUGUAGCAGCCUUCUUUGUACGAUUGAUGCCGUUGCAACGAUCGGGCGAAUCGGGGC